This is a messenger RNA of Lingula anatina, 2697 nucleotides long. RefSeq lists its product as uncharacterized. Gene Ontology annotation, biological process: sphingolipid metabolic process. Lineage: Eukaryota; Metazoa; Brachiopoda; Lingulata; Lingulida; Lingulidae. Gene Ontology annotation, cellular component: lysosome. The record is from RefSeq and is a predicted model, not a curated record.
GACCAAACAAGCACAUGCUGGUCAUAUGACUUCAGUCGUCUCCCAAGAUGGUCGGUGGUAAGAUGGGUGUACUGUUCUUCCUGGCGUUUCUUGCGUUUUCAGCAGGAACCCCUCUGUUUCAUGAUGAAAGCCAACUAGUAACAAAGUUGGAACAAGAAGUUGAAGGCAGAAAUUUGAAGGUGAAUGCUGAAUGUGAACUGUGUAAGGUAUUUGUGGGUGAGAUUGAAAAGAAGUUGGAUGAUCCAGGGACAAUGGCACAGCUCAAUCAAACUCUCUGGGGCUACUGUUUGCAGGUUACCAACAGCUCAACGCUGUGUGGACUGGUUAUACCACAGGCUUUGUCUGAAAUUGAAAAGGCAUUAUCCACAAGUCCACAAGCAGCAUGCACUGGGCUUGGGAUGUGUCCAUCAGACCAGGGUCUCUCUUCUCAAAGAAACCAACUGGUUCCAAAAUUCAAAGAACUAAUGCAAAAGAAAAAAAGGCCGGACAGCAAGGGCUGUGUCAUUUGCCAGACAGUGCUUGGCCUGGUGGGAAUGAUGUCGCAAAACCCAAUUGUGAUGUCUGUCCUUAAUACCACACUGUGGAACGUGUGUGAAGGAGCAACCCAAAACAGCGAUAGUUGUCGAAUAUUUGUGCCAGUUGUGAUGAAUGUGUUACAGAGUGUGCUGUCCACAAACCCAAAGGUUGCUUGCACUGAUAUUGGAUUUUGUGUAAGAGGUCCACGUAAAACUUUUCAAGGUGAAAAAAUACAGGAGGGUGACAGUGAGUGUGAGCUGUGCAAAAUAGUAGUAAAUGGUCUGGAGGAUAUACUGGACAGUAAUGAGGUGAUGGGGAAGAUCAAUACCACCUUGUGGAAUGCCUGCAUGGAAUUAACCCAAAGCUCCCAAGAGUGUGGCACACUGGUACCAAUGGCUGAAAACUUUAUCAAGUCUGUACUGUCUACAGAUCCAUCAGAAGUUUGCACUGAACUUGGGAUGUGUACUGGAGGACAACAUCUUUUGGGAAACUUAAAGAAGAAAAUGAGCAGUGCAAAAGUGCAGGAGGGUGACAGUGAGUGUGAGCUGUGCAAAAUAGUAGUAAAUGGUCUGGAGGAUAUACUGGACAGUAAUGAGGUGAUGGGGAAGAUCAAUACCACCUUGUGGAAUGCCUGCAUGGAAUUAACCCAAAGCUCCCAAGAGUGUGGCACACUUGUACCAGUGGCUGAAAACUUUAUCAAGUCUGUGCUGUCUACAGACCCAUCAGAAGUUUGCACUGAAAUCGGGAUGUGUAGUGGUGGGCAACGUCUUUUUGGAACCCUGAAAAAGAAAACCAGCAUUGGAAAAGUGAAGAAUGGUGCCGGGUGUGAAGAGUGUAAAUUAGCAGUGACAGCAGUGGAGCAGCUGUUGAACAGCCCAGAAGUGAUUCAGAAAGUGAACAGCACUUUGUGGAAUGAAUGUAUGAACAUAUUGCAAAGCACACAAACGUGUGGAACAUUUGUCCCUCUGAUCAUCAAUGAACUCAAGUCUUUGCUCAGUUCUGAUCCACAGACCGUCUGCUCUGAACUAGGAUUAUGCACCAGUGGCCAGUCAACAUUUUUCCGUCAGAAAAUUGGGAAAGAAAGUGGAAUAGAGAAUGGUGACGGGUGUGAAGAGUGUAAAUUAGCAGUGACAGCAGUGGAGCAGCUGAUGAACAGCCCAGAAGUGAUUCAGAAAGUGAACAGCACUUUGUGGAAUGAAUGUAUGAACAUAUUGCAAAGCACACAAACGUGUGGAACAUUUGUCCCUCUGAUCAUCAAUGAACUCAAGUCUUUGCUCAGUUCUGAUCCACAGACCGUCUGCUCUGAACUAGGAUUAUGCACCAGUGCUCAUGAGCAGCAAUGGAUAAAACUUCGCACAGUGCGAUCUUUGAGAGUUGAAGCCAAUAGUGUUGAAUGUGACAUCUGCAAGUUUGUUAUGCAGAAAAUAGAUGACUAUCUAAUGGCACACAUGAAUGAUACAGAAAAGAUCAUCAAUGAUGUAUGCAAGAGACUUCCACCUCCCACUAGCACAGAAUGCCUGAAGACAUUGGAUCCUUUGUUUGAAGAAUACUAUCCCCUUCUAGUGCUGAUUGUGUUGUCUCCAGAGAACGCCUGUACAUACCUGAAAAUGUGUCCUAAAACUGCAGAGACAAUUUUUCAUCAAUUUAACUAAGAAAGAUAUUCAUAUUGCUUAAGACUUAAACUGGAAGUUAUUGUGACUCAAAAAUACAAUACUAUCCAAACCAAGGGUAAAUUUGUUAUAAUUAUUACAAUUUUUUCAUGAAUGACUAUGUAAUUUCAUACAGGAGUUUCUAAAGAAGACUGAUGAACUUGUAAAUUAAUUUUAAUUUUCAAAAACAUGUAAUAUUAAUUCUUAAGGCAAGUUAUUUUUAUCUUAACACAUACUUUUAUUUUUAUUAAUAGACUGUAUUACUUUGCUGUAUAGUGAAAGUUUUACAUUUAGACAAGUUAGAUAUUUGCACACCCAACAAGCAAUAGGCAGCUUUUAAAUUUGAAGUUUUUAAUUUAAUAUUAAUUUACAUCAAGUUUUAAGUUGAACUUGCUCAAAUAAUUAUAUUUUCUGAGAUUCAUGCCGGACAUGGAGCUACAAUAAAACUUAUAUUUUCUCACGUUUAAAAAAUGAAAACUGUUUUAAAGGUUUUGGUUGAUGACAGCAAUAAAGAUUUUCCUGAAGAAAGAGA